CGUAGCGCGAAUUUUAAAUCGCGUUAACACAUACUCGCUAAAUGUCACUUCAACAAUCUUUUAACGCCCCGCCGCUCUAUUUUCAAGCUUCUCUAUUUUUACCGAUCGACUAUACAGCUUGACGGGUGGAAGGUAGUAGGAGAAAUAGAAGCACCACUAGGAGGGGAAGGUCUAGUAAAUAAGUAACCUACGAAUGCGAGAACUGCUUCAGUCCGCGUUACAAUUAGUUCGACCGUUUGUCGUUAAUCGUAAAGCUCGAACGAAAAAUCCCUUUCGCGAUGGUUCGUUCCGUUUAAUCGUCGAAAUGAUUACAAUACAGGGCUGUUUCUUUUACAAUCAUUGUUACCAUUAAUCGAAGCGAAAAAUUGCAUUGUUUUGCCUGUAAUCUUUUUACGCGCCAAUCCAAAAAAAAAAAAUGGAUCGUGCCGCGUGUUUAGUGUUAUUCGCCUUGCUAACCGCGUUCGUCGGCAAUGCCGCGGCAUCGUGCAGAAAAGUGGCGAAUGAGGACAUGUCGGAAUAUCUCUGCGAGGGUGGCCACCCCUCUGAGUUGGCCACCGUACCCGAGACAACCGAGAAACUGCGAAUCGUCAGGAUGCCACUUCGCAGCAUAACCGCCGACACGUUCUCGAGAUUCGGCGGAAAUCUUUUGGUAUUGAGCUGCUCGCAAUGCGAGAUUGACGACAUCGAUGCGGACGCCUUUCGACGCCUCGUCAAUCUUCAGCAACUCAGCUUGGACAACAACCGCUUAACUACCGUGAGAGCGUCAUGGUUCGAAGAUUUAGACGAGCUGACGUAUCUUGAUCUCAAUUACAAUGAGAUACGCGACAUUGAAGACGGUGUCUACACGAAUCUACCCAGUCUCGUGGACUUAAGAAUCUCGGGAAACCGACUGCGAUGUCUGAAUCUCGAUGAGAUGUCACGCUUGCGGGAACUAAAGCGCAUAUUCCUCAGCGAGAAUUCCGAGUUUGCCUGCCCGCAUGCCGUCGGCAAGUUCCUUGAGAAUCAGGGCGUUGAUUUCGUGGAAGAUCCCGAGUGGAGAAGACUUACCAGUGACACAAUCGAAGUUCAUGUCCCACCGAGGGGCUACGUGGAAGAAGACAGAGAAAUCGUGCCAGCGUAUCGCGAAAGGUUGCACCCUGAUAGAAAACCACCUCCAGAAUCGGAAGAACCUUACGCGACGAGAGACAAGACGUUUUUUCCAGCCAUUCCGGAGCAUCGUGCGCGCCACAGGAAACCGUCAACCACGACCGUACGGCCAUGGACACCGAAGCGACAGGACGAAUUGCCCUUGCCACGAGUGGAACCGAUAUAUCCGGACACAAGUUCCUCGCAGGUACCAUCGGAGUCGUCGUCGCAUCAGGUAAUACCUUACACGUACUCGACGUCGGAAACGUCGCGAGCGCAGCCCUCGGAAGACAUCAGGAUGUCGGGAACUGACGGACCAUCGCGAACGGAACACAUCUUAAUGUAUCCCCCAUAUCCGACCUACGAAACGACGCCCUAUUGGUCGUACCCAACGUCGGAAAGAACACGAGUACCACCCGUGGUACCAUUAUCGGAAGACAACGGGAUAGCGGGAACUGAUAUGCCACCGCCGCCACCAACAUACCCGCCGUACAUUCCAACGCGCGAAACGAUGCCUUAUCCAUCGUAUCCCACGGAGAAAUCACGAGUUACAGGAUCUUCAGAGGGCGAAACGGUAGGAGAAUCAGGCAGAUCAUCGCAGGCGGGAAACACUAUGACGUAUCCACUGUAUGCCACAACAUCCGACGGUAUCGAAAGAACGCCGCAUGGGUCCAUUCAAGUGACGCGACCGUCCGAUAUUUCGGACAUGAUUAUUUGGUCCACGGAUGACUCAAUCGAGCAUUCGGUCGAUUCGCCUUGGGUGCACGAACGUCACGAGCAAUCCCGCCGUCCUGCUGAAGAGACGACCGACAGAACGACAUGGUCGACGAAAACGCCGUAUUACGGGCACGACCCGCGUAAAAUGAUUGUCGAAGAAACAUCGUAUAAGCCUAACGUCGAAGACGACCUGAUCAUCGCCGUGGAUCCCGUCGAGUACGAUCGACCGCAGACUACGACGGCAUCCGGCAUGCAUUAUGUUAGACCCUCGUCACCGGAACUGAUGCACUCACCUUCGACGGACGAGUUCUACCAAGCUCCGUAUUACGAAUCGACGGUCACCGUACAUCCACCGUUGCAGAAUUAUCAGGAUGGCAACGGGAGGGUGACUGUAGUUCGACCGAUAACGACGGCCAAGCCGACCGAGUGUCCGGAGAAUUCGGCACCGAAGACCCGACCGGCCGCUGCACUAGUGACGUUCAUCGCCGUCAUCGUCCUUGGGCAUGCGUUUGCGGAAAGAUUUUAGUCACGAGCGCGCCUUCUUUAUCGUCCAGAUCAGCGGGUCGCACAGAAUAAAUUUCAAUUAGGCCACGCAGGAGAGAAUCGAAUUGACAUCUCGCCGAUCUAAGGAACGAAUUCAUUGUGUUGUGACCUGGACUUUUCUAAGCGCGCAUUUAUGUAUUUAACGUUGUAACUUAUCCUUAUAGCUACCGAGCAUUUUCCCAAAGACGCUUCGUAGGAUUAACCAAAUGCAGAUAAUUAACGAGAAGUGGUCAAGAUGGGUGAAACUUUCUUCAGAAUUAAAAAACUUUUCUUCAGAAAUGGCAACACCAGCUAAACCUGAUGCUGGGCCAAGGAAGCGGCGGAAGCCGAACGUCUGGAGAAGAUGUUGAAGAUCGAGAACGAGGAAAACGCAGCCGCGAACGAUCUCGCGCUGG
Molecule: messenger RNA, 2780 nt
Organism: Wasmannia auropunctata (little fire ant)
Lineage: Eukaryota; Metazoa; Arthropoda; Insecta; Hymenoptera; Formicidae
Product: mediator of DNA damage checkpoint protein 1-like
Exons: 2
Coding region: 416-2368 (650 amino acids)
Molecular function (GO): protein binding
Source: RefSeq, a predicted model, not a curated record